Molecule: messenger RNA, 612 nt
Organism: Plasmodium gonderi
Lineage: Eukaryota; Apicomplexa; Aconoidasida; Haemosporida; Plasmodiidae
Source: the annotation of a RefSeq genome assembly
AUGAAUAUUAUUAUAUUAAAUAUAAAAAAUAAUAUAUUUAAUAAUAUAAUAUUUAAAUAUAAAUAUAAUUUUUUUAUAAAGUUAUAUUUAAAUUAUUAUAUAAAGAUUUAUAAAAUAAUUAAUUAUAUUAUAAAAUAUUAUUAUAUAUAUAAUAUUUAUGUAUAUAAAUAUACAAAAAAUAGAAGUAUUAUAAAUUAUAGUAAUAAAAAAAUUAGAAUACAAAAAGGAACAGGAAAAGCUAGAUUAAAAAAUAUUAAAUCUCCUGUAUGUAAACAAGGUUCUUGUAGUUUUGGUCCUUAUUAUGUAAAAAAUAGAAUUAAAUAUAAUAAAUUUAUAUAUAAAUUGAUUUUUAUAUAUUUAUUAUGUAAUAAACGUAGUAAUAUAAUAAUAAUAAAAUUUGAAAAUAUAUUUAAUAUGUGUAAUUAUGUUAAUAUUAUUGAUUUUAAAAAAUUUAUUAUUGAUUAUUUUAUAUUUAAAAUUUUAUAUUUUAAUGGUAUAGUAUUUAAACAAAAUAAGGUAAAUAAAUAUAAAAUAAUGAAUUUUUAUAAAAUUAAUAAUAAGAAUAUGUUAUUUAAUUUGAUAUUAUAUAAUUAUAUUAUAUUAAUAAUUUAA